Aplysia californica (California sea hare) is the source of this 3810-nucleotide messenger RNA. RefSeq names its product RNA polymerase II subunit A C-terminal domain phosphatase. Lineage: Eukaryota; Metazoa; Mollusca; Gastropoda; Aplysiida; Aplysiidae. Gene Ontology annotation, cellular component: nucleus. Gene Ontology annotation, molecular function: RNA polymerase II CTD heptapeptide repeat phosphatase activity. The transcript is spliced from 6 exons. The record is from RefSeq and is a predicted model, not a curated record. Bases 768 to 3413 code for a protein of 881 amino acids.
CCUCACAAUACAGAGAAGUAGAGAAGCUUCCUAAUACAACUCUAGAUGUCCCACAAUACAAUACCCCCAUCUUUACGCAACGUGAACGUGGAUAAUAUAAAUCGAGAUCUAGUAGGCUUUUGAGAUUAACGCUAAUUUAUAAACAGAAUCCCACUGAAUGUACUGCAUCUAAUUAUUUUGUAUUUUUGAGGGUACAAAACUAAAAUAGGAUGGUAUGAGUAAGCUCAGAGACCUAGCAGCAAUGUUUACAUAGCCUGGUCUCUGGUAAGCUUAUAUAUAUAUAACUGUUUAUUAUUUCAGCACCUGUUGCAAAUACACCAACAUUCUGAGUUUAGUAUUAAUAGGUUCAUGUGAGAAAACAUGAUAUAAAAAAGAGUUUAAAAAGAAACUGAGUGACCAUGACAAAUGAACUCAACAUUACUAAAUUAAAUACAAUUAAUUUGUUUAUUUCCGAAGUUUUUCUUCAUGGUGAAAACUCGAAAGUCGCGGCAAGUUUUUUAGAUGUGGUCGUCUCCGUCUCCGUGCAAUAUUUAAGUACACGAGGUCUGAUACUUUAGAUAUAAUCAGAACAGGAUUGUCAAAUUUGAGGGGGAAAAAAGCUUUGAAAUGAAAUAUUUCUAAUAAAUAAAAAUUUGUAUGAACGAAAAAAAAGACUUAAGGAUAAGUCAAUUUUGAAAAAAAAACAAUCAGAGCUUUCAUGCGCAGUUCCACUUCGGGAAACGACCUAAACAUACUAAACGCUGACGUCUGAUGAACCGAACUUCAACAUGGCGACUGCCGAGAGAGAAAUUUGUUCUCCGGCGGACCGGGAUAUCAAAAUAUUAAAAUGGAAAGUAAAGAAAGAUAGCAUGAUCUUCAAGGGCGCAGUUCUGGCAUUGUAUGAAGAAGAUGGUGAAGAAACGAAAACAGCACCGAAAAAGCUGAAGGCUGCAGGCACUGGAAUUGUGACGCGAAUUGUCGUGGAGGAGAAUUCUGUCGCCAAACCCGGAGACGUUGUGCUGAAGAUACAGAACCAGACGGACGCGAGCUGCAGCCACCCAACCAUCAUGAAGGACAUGUGUGCCGACUGCGGCGCCGACCUCAGAACGGAGACUGGCUUGGCUGGAGACAGGAAGAAAGCCGUGAGUGCCUCGGUGGCCAUGGUUCACAGCAUUCCUGAACUGAUCGUUAGCCAGGAGCAAGCCAUGGAGCUGGGCCGCGAGGACGAGCAACGUUUGUUGCGGCAGAAGAAGCUUGUGCUGCUGGUCGACCUUGACCAGACGCUCAUCCACACCACCAACGACAACAUCCCGCCCAACCUCAAGGACGUGAAACACUUCCGCCUGUGGCACGGGAAAAGCUUCAUGUGGUACCACACCCGCUUCCGGCCCUACACCAUGGAGUUCAUCGAGACCAUCUCCAAGAUGUACGAGCUACACAUCUGCACAUUCGGCGUGCGCAUGUACGCACACACAAUCGCACGGCUCCUGGAUCCAAAGGAGCAGUACUUCUCCCAUCGCAUUCUCUCCAGAGACGAGUGCUUCGACGCUUUAUCAAAGACUGCCAACCUUAAAGCCCUGUUCCCGUGUGGUGACAAAAUGGUGGGCAUCAUCGACGACCGAGAAGACGUGUGGAACUAUGCGCCCAAUCUGGUCCAUGUGAAGCCCUACCGUUUCUUCCAGGGCACGGCAGACAUCAACGCCCCGCCGGGCUUGACCAAGUCGGAGCACGACGGCGAGCCCAUAGACCACAAGGUCGUCGACCACUCAAAGACCGACGGCGCUGCGGGGCAGAAAGGAGACGAAUAUUCCAAAACAGCAGACAUCUCACAGGAGAUCUCAGACGGGCAGAAGUCAGACUCCGGGCCAGGGGAGGGGGUGGGGGCCGGUGGACAAACGGGACAGGUCAGCGGGACUGUUGCCGGGGGAGGCGACGAUAAAUGUGGGGACAAAACUGCUGAGAGUUUGGAGGAUUCUACGGGUGCUCAGAUUUCUAAAGAGGAUUCUUGUUGUGUUGCCUCGCAACGGACUCCAGGAGGUGAGUCUGACACGACUAAAGCUGUGUGUGCGGGUGUUGAAGGUGCUGCUUCAAGUGAUGGGGGCGCGGAGGAGACGGGGAGGGGGGUGGAGAGUAUGGAGGUAGCGAGUGAAUGUGUUGACGGCCAGCGGGACAGCAAAGAGGCGGUACAGAGCGCAGAGUCGAGCGAAAAGGCCGGAGAAAGUGUGGAGAACGUUUCCGUGGGGGAGAAGAAGGAAGUGGAGUGGGAGGACGAGGAUGACUAUCUGCUCCACCUACAGGAAGUGCUGCAGCGCGUGCACAAGGCCUACUACGAAAUGUACGAACAGUCGCUGCAGAACAGUUCCGCCGAGCUGCCGGACUUGAAGAACAUCAUUCCGUAUGUGAGGAAAAAGGUUCUGAAGGGAGCCAACGUUGUGUUCAGUGGCAUGUUCCCCCUCAACAUGGCCGCCGAGAAGAGCAAGGCAUACGUCGUGGCCAAGGCGCUAGGGGCCAACAUUCAGAGUGAUAUUGUGUUGAACAAAGCCAAGGGGGGUUCGGAUCCCGACGCCACCACUCACCUGGUGGCUGCCAAGGCUGGCACGGGGAAACACAAGAUGGCGCUCAAGGUCAAGGGUAUCAAGGUGGUGAGCGGGGACUGGCUGUGGAUGUGCAGCGAGCGCUGGGAGUGGGUCAGCGAGACGCUCUUCCCCCUGGGCAGCAAAGAUGAGAGCCCCGAGGCGGGGACUCCGAGAACGUCUAAGGGGAGGAGCAAGAAACGCAAGUCGGGGAGAGACGCGGGGGACGGGGGGGACGUCGCCGAUGAUGAAGCCGCGGCGGCAGACGACAAGAACGCUACAGCCUCGUCUGCUGCGGUGGGAAAACGUUUGAAAACGGAUUCCUCGACGAAACAGGCGGGUGGGAAAUCCGACGGACAGAAACCCUCUUCUUCUUCCUCCUCGGAUAGUGCGGGCUCUGAGGAGUCUGAGGCUUUCGCGAACAGUUACAAUCCGCUGUACUCGUUCUCUGACGAGGAUAUCGAGUUCAUGGACAAGGAAGUGGACGAGAUGCUGGACGAGGAGGGAGACAGCUCAGAGAGCGACACGGAGCGCGAGGAUCGCGUCAGGAAGGAAGUUCUGGGCAAAGAAAAGGAUUCCGACUCGGACUCUGACAGCUUGGCUGGGGAUUUCCCUCGCGGCUGGAAGCUCCGCAGGAAGUCUUUUUCUCCGCAACACAAAGAGGACGUGGAGGAAGUGGAGAAAAAGACAGACGUGGAGGACGAUGACGAAACGGAGAAUGAGCUCGAGAGGUACGAGAAAAACAUGGCUGCCUUCGCCCCUCCGGACUCCGACUCUGACUCGAAGGACAACGACUCAAUCGGCUCUGUGGACGAUGAAAUAGCCGACGCAGUGGAGAAAGAGUUCCUGAGCUCUUUAUAGUUUGACCUUGUUGAUGGGCCGCUCCAUGACUAAUGAAACUGCAAUGACAUACGUAAUGGGAAGGUGACAAACUUCUGAACAACAGAGAAUUCUAUGCAGUGAUAGCGAUAGAGCAAUUCUUUCCUUUUGUGUGUGUGGAAUAUCUGGCUCCGUCACUGUUGGGAAUGUUUUCAGCAAGGUUGUUAUCCCUGCUUUACGUGUGUUGUUACGUGUGUUGUUACGUGUGUUGUUACAUGUUUACGUGUGUUGUUGUAGUUUUGUUCGUCAUGGAAGGACCCUGAUGCUAUCACUGGCUAAAGCUGCACACACUCACACAAAAUGUUUUGUCAUCGUGUUACCAACAAGUCUCUGGCCUGACAUAAAGUACGACUGCGUUAUGUCGAUUGUUUUUCCAUUC